This is a messenger RNA of Drosophila rhopaloa, 1265 nucleotides long. Its product is annotated as protein valois. The record is from RefSeq and is a predicted model, not a curated record. Lineage: Eukaryota; Metazoa; Arthropoda; Insecta; Diptera; Drosophilidae. Bases 83 to 1186 code for a protein of 367 amino acids. Gene Ontology annotation, biological process: oocyte axis specification. Gene Ontology annotation, molecular function: protein binding. The transcript has 3 exons. Gene Ontology annotation, cellular component: methylosome.
UCCUCCCUAGCCGGCACGCUGUGUGUUCCCUCCGUCGUUUUUCAAAUAAUUUGUUUUUUCCGUACAUAUAGACCCAAAGGACAUGUUUCCGCAACGCAGCUCGGAGGUUUACCUUACUCCGGUUACCCACCAACCACCGCCGGCUCUGGAGCUGGCCGGGAACCUGGAGUACCCGAAUCUCAACGUUGCGGAUCUGAAUGCCCGCCUGGAGAACUUGUCGCCGCGACUCCACGACUGCUGGGACAGUAUUGCCAUCAAUGAGCACAACCAAGUGGCACUGGCCACCAACCGACGCGAAGGACGCCACUGGUGGGGCAUGUUCUUUGGCUACGGACGCAGCCAUAUGAACCACAUGACUGUGGAUACCGCUGACUUCAAGCUGCAGGCGGAUCACACGGUGAACCUGCUUCGAUAUGCCGAAAAUGAUGUCCUAUUGGUGGCCCUCGGCGAUACACGCCUCCAGGCCUGGUCCACUUACUCCAAGGUGCGCAAUCCGCAGUCGCCCUUCUGCCUCUUUCUCGUGGGCGAGUCCAGCGCCCAUCCGACGCCCAUUAGCCAGCUGAACGUCUUCAAGGCGGAUACCCGAAGAGCCGUCACCGCCUCAGCUGAUGGCACACUCAAUGUCUGGGAUCUUUCGGGUGCAGAUCUGGAGUGCUCCUACCAUUCACGCACCUCGCACACGGAUAAGUUGACCGGCCUAAGCACACCCUCAGCCUCGGUCGAUAAGUUUGUGACCUGUGAUCGCGGUGGAAGUGCCCUCCUCUGGGAUGUCAGGGCAGCGGCUCCGUCUUCUACGUGCCUGUACGCAGACUCCAGUCAUCUGCUGAGCUUCACGUGCGCCGCCUGGGCUGCUUCCACGGAGCUUCAGGGUGACAAUAACCUUUAUCUCGGCGACUAUGACGGAAAGGUUUAUACUCUGGACAUCCGAGUGCCGCGGAAACUGGUGGAAUCUCGAGAGUACUUUGACAAGGGACACGUCUCGCAACUUUUAAUAAAUGGGCCCUAUCUGACCGCCAUGAGCAAUUUUCCUUCUUCAGUGAAAGUGGCCAAUGUGCAGGCGGGCCAUGAGUUCAUCUACACGCACCAGGACACUCACUCUCGCACCACGGAUGCCGUUUGGACUGAUGAAAGCACCCUCGUCACCAUCGGACAUGGCCGCAAAAUGGUGACACAUUCGAUAAAGUAAUUUAGCUGGAGAUCAAUUUUCUUGUUUUUUUUUGCAUUUAAUUUUAUUAAAGCUAUAUUUUCUUUAUGCUUGACCUGAA